AUGGACACCAGCAUCAUCCUUCGCAAAUACACCCUCGCAGAAGCUCUUCUUCACAUUGAGAUCUUUACCGAGCCCUUCGAUCCAAUCCUGUGGAAAGCAUGGGCGGUCCAAAUGCACGUCCUGCUGGUCCUUAUGGUCCAAGCCCAGUCUGAAGCAGCCAGCGUGGGGAUCAUUCUACCCCUUCCGCGCGAUAUCCCUGUCCUGGCCCAGGUGAAAAUACACCUGGCAACAGCUCGCACUGUAGAAGGUGGUCAUCGGAUGAUACCCCAAAUUGCGGAUCACCUUCCUGCAGUCAUUCCUCAUGGUUUGACUGCCCGCAUUCUGUAUGAUGACCCUGCUGUCCGCGAGGACUUUGGUUUAGGGCACCCACCGGAUGGUCUCCCUGACAUUGGAACCUUGCGCCUUUGGGUUGAGACAUUGUGCAAUGCAGCCCGCGAACUGUAUGAUGUCAUGCGUGGAAUCACUGGUAGACACGAGCUGGCAGAUGAGUACGACCUCCGCGACGCUGUGGCACAAGUCCAAGGUCAUCUCGCUAAGGGAGAUAGGUCCGCACAAAAUGAGGUGCAGCAGGUGUGGACUCAUGCGCUGUCUGAGUUGGUGGGUGUCCUGGAGGCUCACUUCAAGACCCUCACCGACUUCAGGGAGUUGGAUUUCAAUCCCCGGGAGAUCGACGCAAUUUGCACAGCGUUCGUGGACGUGAUCAUUCAUGCCCAUGCGCAGUCGUUUCCCAGUGCUCUCCUUCUGGAGCCUUCACAAGACGAGAUCGAUGCCACCAUGGAGCGGCUCGCGCUGGGCUGUGAUUAUUUCACCGAGGUUGAGCGUCGCACUGUGCCACCUCCAUCGAUCCACAUUCCCGCUUGUGAUGCCUGUCAGAUCGCUGAGGCACGGAGGUGCAGGUGCACAUAUGCAAAGCAGAGGGCGAAAUCCCAAGCAACGUCCACCUGCACUGCGGGAUCACCAGGACUGCAGACGAAGCGAUCCCGUGGCAAGACGGCUACCGCCUCGGGAGCUUAUCGUGCAGCAGAAUCAUCAUCUGUGGAGGACGCAGGUCCUGUUAGAGGCCACGUCCCGUAUGUCGACAUACCACCCAUGCCUCGCCCUCACCACGAUGUGCUCAUUCGCGAGUCACAGAAGGACCUACUGCAAGACCUCGAGGCUCGCAUUAUGAGUUUGGAGGAGGAACAGGAGCGUCUGAAGCGGGACAACAACAAGGUGACCGCCCUUCUGAACAAACUUCGCAGUGCUCCCACAUCUGCCGCCGAUCCUGAUGACCUCGCCACCCGCGUCAAUGGCUUCGACACUGCAUUGUACUACAUCCGCCAGAAGCAAGAUCGGAUGGCUGCCGACUUCGCGACUAUGGCAAAUGCACUCCGCGGAGCCGGGGUGACCGUCCCCACUUUGUAUGCAGAACAGCCCGACUCAGAUGCAGACAAUGAGGUUCCGGCUGGGUCGGAGGAGAAUGACGAUGAUGAAGAGGUAUAUUGUCCCCGCCCCACACUCGAUAGAAUUGCGAAUAUUUCUGGGGGGAUUCUGGGCCUCCUGGGAAUGUCGGCCACAUGUGUUCCUUUUCAGCCCUUCAACCUCAUCUCCCAAAACUCCUCCACCCACACCAUGUCGGAAUUCGCUGGCCUGCAAAUGAAAGACUAUGCAGUGUUCAUCAUGGAGCUCGUCGCAGCGAUGAAGGUCCCAUGCAUGUGGGAUCGCGGAUGGGCUGAGGAUAUGCAGGAGCGUGCGCGGGCCAUGCCCGCACAUUUAACCGUGGAGGGGUUCAAGGUCCCCCUUACACUCGAAAGCUGCACCGAAAUCAAAGAUGCAUUGGCUGCGUACAAGUCCCUCAUGGCGCCCCUGGCUGCAUCAUCUAUGUCCAAGAAAGAGGGGAAGAAGCCUGCGUUGACUGUGUCCACUUCCCAACCGAUGCAUCUCGCUUUGAACCACGAGAUGGGGAGCGCAGGUUCAAUCGAUCGUGGAUCUGUCAUUUCGUCUGCUGCCAUCAUCGGUACAGCUCCUGUUGCGCCAUCCGCGCAGAGUCGCCACCCAUCUUCACUGCUGAUCGGAUCGAUCAAUCGUGAGGAGCAUCCAGUGAAGCGUCGCGCCGCCUCUCUGCCAACCGAUCCGAUGAUGAUUGAUGACCCGGCGCCGAUCCGUGCAGCAUCGUCCAUGCCUCCCCCUCAACUUCAGAUGAGUGCGCCCUCGCACUCGCAAUCCAUCAUGGCCGACAUGAUGGACAACAGGUACUCCUGUCCCAUGCUGCGUGUUACCGCUACGCUUCCCAGAUGCCCGUCUGACCACUUCAUCAGUCGCCAGAUGUCUGUGUGGUCCUUGCACAUCGCGCCAUCUCCCAUCGAGCACACCGGAUCGCAGGGAAGUCACGGUAGUCCAAGUGUCCCUGCCAUAUCUCUUGAUGACCCACCACGCCACGCGACUUUUCAUUCGUAUUUCACGGACGUUCUUCUGGCCAACUUCCGUUUGCUGCAGCUGACCGAGCAGAUCGCGACACUCGAGUCCGCGCUUAGGCGUAACUGGCAAUGCACACGGGCGCUUAAGGAUAGCCAACAUACGAUGCGCUCGCAGCUCGAUGCCAUCAUGGGUGCACUCGGCGGCGACCCCGCUCUCUUUGCCACUCGCUUCGGUGUCCUCGCCACUCGCGUCGACAUGGUUCCUGCCCAUCACCAUGAGGCGAUGCAGGGAUUGCUCGAGUUGGAGAAAUGCGUCAGGGAUUUGGAGGGGUCGGAUGACGAGUUUCCCUCUGAGGAGGAAGACGAGGUCGUUCAUAGCAUAUCGACGGACGCAGAAGGGGAUGAACAUAUCAAUUUCGAUGGGGAAGAUUAG
Messenger RNA from Sparassis crispa, 2829 nucleotides. RefSeq lists its product as hypothetical. The coding region runs from base 1 to 2829 and encodes 942 amino acids. The transcript has 11 exons. The record is from RefSeq and is a predicted model, not a curated record. Lineage: Eukaryota; Fungi; Basidiomycota; Agaricomycetes; Polyporales; Sparassidaceae.